AUGCGCCGUUCCCUUCUCUGUUCGCUGCUGGCCGCCGCCUCUGCGCUCGCCGCUCAGGACCUCCGCUCGCGGAGCUAUGAUACCCACGACUUUUACGCCUUGCAAUUAGACGCUUCCUCUUCUCCCUCCGAGGUAGCUGCGCUCCUCGGUCUCGAAUAUGACGGCCCGCUUGGUGAGCUGGACGACCACCACCUCUUCCGCGCUACCAAGCACGAAGACGACGUCGUUGCCGAUGCAGUUAAGGAAUUGAAGCGCCGUAAACGGAGGAGAGAUAUCCAAUACGACCCCACGCCCCUAGAUGGCAUCCGCUUCCACCAGAAGCAGGUUGCGAGGAAACGGCUGAUGAAGCGGGGCCCGGUUUCGCUCGAUGUCGCAGCUAGAGCACGGGUGGCCCACCCUGAAGAGGAAGCUAGCUCUGAAGAUGAAGUCGCUAUUGCUGCUCGGAAGACCGUAAUGGACAGUCUAGGGAUCCAGGACCCCAUCUUCACCGAACAGUGGCACUUAUUCAAUACUCUGGAGGUCGGCAACGACCUCAAUGUCUCUGGACUUUGGCAAGAGGGUAUCACCGGAAAGGGCUCGACUGUAUGCAUUGUCGAUGACGGCCUUGAUAUGGACAGCGAGGACCUCAAGGACAACUAUUUCCGCGAUGGCUCAUACGACUACAACGACCAUGUCAAAGAUCCCAAGCCAAGACUUUCCGACGACAGACACGGCACCAGGUGCGCCGGUGAAGUUGCGGCAGCUAAGAACAACGUGUGCGGAGUUGGUGUUGCCUGGAACUCGAGGAUCUCCGGAGUGCGCAUUCUCUCUGGGGGCAUUACCGACGCCGACGAGGCGCUCGCCAUGAACUACGCUUACCAGGAUAACCAAAUCUACUCAUGCUCCUGGGGCCCUCCUGAUGAUGGAAAGUCGAUGGAUGCGCCGGGAAUAUUGAUCCAAAAGGCCAUGGUCAAAGGUGUUCAAAAGGGUCGAGGCGGCAAAGGUUCCAUCUACGUUUUCGCUGCUGGAAACGGUGCUGCCAGUGAUGACAACUGCAACUUCGACGGCUACACGAACAGCAUCUACAGCGUCACGGUUGGUGCUAUCGACAAGCUGAAUGGCCAUCCUUACUAUUCGGAGAAGUGCUCUGCGCAGCUUGUUGUGACAUACAGCAGCGGCAUGAGUGAUUCCAUCCACACUACCGAUGUGGGAACCGACACAUGCAGCAAGACUCACGGAGGCACUUCGGCUGCUGGUCCCCUUGUUGCUGGCAUCUACGCGCUGGCACUUGAAGCUCGACCCGAGUUGACCUGGCGCGACAUUCAGUGGAUCACUGUCAAUACGGCCGUAAAGUUUGAGUCACAAAGCGACUGGCAGGAAACGCCUUAUGGCAAGGAAUUCAGUCACCAAUUUGGCUUCGGCAAAGUCGAUGCCUAUACUCUCGUUCAGGCGGCUAAGACGUGGGAUCUGGUCAAGCCACAGGCAUGGUUUUUCUCUCCAUGGAUGCAUGUGAAGCACGAUAUUCCCCAAGGCGAGAAGGGACUUGCCAGCACCUUCGAGGUUACCGAAGAAAUGCUGAAGAAGGCCAACCUGGAGAGGCUUGAGCACAUCACCGUCACAAUGAAUGUCGAACACACGAGACGCGGAGAUCUCAGCGUCGAGCUUCGCAGCCCAAGCGGCGUCGUCAGCCAUCUUUCGACUGCUCGCCGUCAUGAUAGCUUCAUGGGAGGCUACGAUGAUUGGACCUUUAUGUCUGUUGCGCACUGGGGUGAAAAGGGUGUCGGUAACUGGACCGUGGUCGUCAAGGAUACCAAUGUGAACGAUCAUAGUGGUACUUUUACCGACUGGAAGCUCCGGCUUUGGGGCGAGAGCAUCGACGGCAGCAAACAAGGUCUCUUGCCCAUGCCCGAGGAGAACGACGACGACGACCACGAUGUCAUCGUCACCGAUCCGCAUACCACCGAGAUCACUGUUCCCCCAACGGCUGUUCCUACCGCCACUCCAAGCGAUCUCCCCGACCGCCCGACCAAGCCCAAACCCACUUCAACCGACGCCGAAGUCACUCCGUCCAAGCCGGCCGCCACCGGAGACGUUCCCACGGCCACCGCCUCGGCGACUCCUGGCGACAACUUCCUCCCCUCGCCCUUCCCGACUUUUGGUGUCAGCAAGCACACCCAAGUCUGGAUCUACGGCUCUCUCGGCCUCAUUGCCGUCUUCUGCUGCAGCCUUAGCGCCUAUCUCUGGUGGGCACGCCGCAAGCGUCUCCAGAACAACCCGCGCAGCGAGUACGAGUUCGAGCUUGUCGACGGCGCUGAGGAUGACGAUGGAGCUGCUGGCGCUCUUAAUGGCCGCAAGGGUAAGAGGCGUGCGGGAGAGCUCUACGACGCGUUCGCGGGCGAAAGUGACGAUGACUUGUUCAGCGAGAGCGAGGAUGGGUACAGAGACCAUCCCGACGAUGAUGAAGUGUAUGAUGAGAAGACAGGACUUACGUCCGGCGGAAGUGGAAGCGGCUCGAACGACGGACGGUAA
Molecule: messenger RNA, 2508 nt
Organism: Lasiodiplodia theobromae
Lineage: Eukaryota; Fungi; Ascomycota; Dothideomycetes; Botryosphaeriales; Botryosphaeriaceae
Product: Pheromone processing endoprotease kex2
Exons: 1
Coding region: 1-2508 (835 amino acids)
Biological process (GO): protein processing
Cellular component (GO): trans-Golgi network; Golgi membrane
Molecular function (GO): serine-type endopeptidase activity
Source: RefSeq, a predicted model, not a curated record